Aspergillus uvarum CBS 121591 is the source of this 461-nucleotide messenger RNA. RefSeq lists its product as uncharacterized. The transcript has 2 exons. The record is from RefSeq and is a predicted model, not a curated record. The coding region runs from base 57 to 296 and encodes 79 amino acids. NCBI's taxonomy places the organism in Eukaryota, Fungi, Ascomycota, Eurotiomycetes, Eurotiales, Aspergillaceae.
GAAAUAAAUAUCGGGAUUUGACUAUCGCAGCGAUCCUCUCGAAAAUCAACCAAACUAUGAGAAUAGUGCGGAUGGAACACUUCCAACCGAAUGAGGCGGUUACCUUGCUUAUAGCCCCAUUUUCGGGGGUUGUUAUGCAGCCUUGUAGGGAAAGAGUGGGACUAUCUUCUGGGGGCUGGUUCUUUGAUGGACUAUUGGUCUUAUUAUUUUAUUUUUGGGAUCCUCGGCGGAGGCGGAGUACAAUCAUUCAGAUUUUUUUUUUCGGGGGAUAUGCUUGCUUUUCUUCUCUUGUAUAGUCUUUAAUAAUGGGCAGCUACUAGCCGGAUAUGGUGUUUACAUGCCAAGGGGGUAAGAAUAUGGUGGGGUUUAUACGUUGAGCUGUGGAAGGAAAAGACGAAUUAUCGAAUGAGACUUUCAUCACACAUGACACAUACACGUAAGGACAUCGAAAGGGGAAGUAU